This is a messenger RNA of Linum tenue, 639 nucleotides long. Lineage: Eukaryota; Viridiplantae; Streptophyta; Magnoliopsida; Malpighiales; Linaceae. The record is from the annotation of a GenBank genome assembly.
AUGUCCCUCCACUGGAUAUCGAGGGUGCCGCCGGAAGUGGGUGACAGAGGAUCCCCUGCCUGGAACAGGGGAAGGAUUCAUUUCUCCGAGGCACCGCAACAAGUGGUGGAUGCUUACAGGUCACAGUUCGAGAGAGACAUGGAAGGGUUCCUGAAGGCAAGAGGUCAGGAGCUAGUUAGCGGAGGUAUGCUUGUGAUUGUUAUUGGUGGGGUACCCGACGAGACGCCUUACUCUGAGAUGCAGAGCAUCUUUAUGUUCGACUGCAUCAACCUCAGCAUCUUGGAUCUUGUUCGACAGGGGGUGUUGAGUGAGGACCAGCUGGACAGUUUCAACUUGCCCUUAUACUAUCCGCGGCCAACGGAGAUGAGAGAACUGGUUGAAAGGGACGGAUGCUUCAGCAUCGAGGAGUUGGAGCUGACAAGCUCCGUUUCGGUGAGGCUUCAGGGGAAGGUUGACGCGACACAGUGGGUGAGGGUACUGAGGGGUGUCCUAGAUGAAUUAUUCGUAAUGCAGUUUGGAAAGGAGUUGGCUGACAUAAUAUUUGAUGGGACGAUUGACAAGAUCACAGAGCGUGCACAAGUUUUAGAGUCAAGAUAUGGUGAAAAGAAUCUAUUGUACGUUGCUCUGAAGCGCAAGUGA